Molecule: messenger RNA, 1776 nt
Organism: Eupeodes corollae
Lineage: Eukaryota; Metazoa; Arthropoda; Insecta; Diptera; Syrphidae
Exons: 2
Coding region: 1-1776 (591 amino acids)
Cellular component (GO): nucleus
Molecular function (GO): DNA binding
Source: RefSeq, a predicted model, not a curated record
AUGAGUGUUGAUAAAUUUGGUAGUUUCUCAAAUAGUACCUCACCCAGAGGACCAAGAGGAAAACAAGGAGAGCAGGGACCACCAGGUGUACAGGGAGAGCGAGGUUUGCCUGGACCAGCUGGGAAGGGAUUCCUCAAAACAGAAAGCGGAGAUUACAACAUACACUUAAAACGGUUAAAAAAUGUUCAAGAACCACAAGAACAGGAAGACGCUGCUACCAAAAAAUAUGUUGAUGAAACAUACGAACAACUUAAAGAAUACAUCCAAUAUGGAUCAAUAAAUGGGUUCACAGUAGUCAAUGAAGAUGAUGUUAAAAGUGCCAUAACAGCAGUUUUGGAUAAAACAAUGUCGUUAAGAGGGGCUGCUGCUGCCUUCGGAAUAUUGCCAACUACAUUGUAUUACCGUAUUAAAAAGUUAAAAAGUAAUAAGGAGCCACAGAGCUUAAAAUUUUCAAGCAAAUAUUCAACACAGCAAGUUUUUACUAAUGGUGAAGAAAAGAUGCUUGAAAAAUAUUUGAUACGAAGCUCGAAGAUGAAUUACGGACUGACCAAAAUUCAAGCUCGAGUAUUAGCUUUUGAAUACGCCACAUUGUUGCAAAAAUGUCCCGAAGCAUGGAGGGAAAAUCAAAUGGCUGGAAUUGAAUGGAUUUAUGGCUUUAUGAAGCGUCACUCAGCGCUUUCAAUACGAAAACCAGAGAAUACAAGUUUGUCAAGGGCUACUAGUUUUAACCAGAAGAAUCUUGAAGAAUUUCAUUCAAAUUAUGAGAGAGCACUCGGUAAGUUUAACUUUACAGCUGAUCGGAUUUUCAAUUUGGAUGAAACCGGGGUCACUACAGUAGUUCAAGCUCCAAACGUCAUUGCACAAAAAGGGCAAAAACAGGUUGGACAAUCUGUUUCUGCUGAGAGGGGCCAAUUAAUUACUAUGUGUGCUAUUGUAAGUGCAAUUGGUAAUACUAUACCUCCCGUGUUCAUAUUUCCGCGGGCUAGAUUUCAUGACACAAUGCUUAAUGGAGCACCAACUGGUAGCGUUGGUUACGCUAACAGCCCAACUAGUGGUUGGAUGACUGGAGGACUUUUUGUUAAAGUUCUUGAGCACAUUCAGAAAUCCACAAGAUGCACUAAAUCAGACAUGAUAUUACUUUUAUUGGACAAUCAUGAAAGCCAUUGCACAAUUGAUGCCAUUAACUUUUCCCGUGAUCAUGGUAUAGUCCUAGUUAAUUUUCCUCCCCAUUGCACUCAUCGCCUUCAGCCUCUUGAUAUUGCUGUUUUGGGACCCUUCAAGCAAAAAUUAUCGAUAGCACAAAACGACUGGCUACUUAACAAUCCCGGCAAAACAAUAAGAAUACACGAUCUUCCAGCUAUUGCAAACACUGCGUACAUGGCUUUCUUUACUCAAAAGAAUAUAACCUCUGGCUUUGCUAAGCCAGGCAUUUUUCCAUUUUCAAGGAGUGCAUUCACUGAAGAAGACUUUCAAUGUUCAGAGGUCACAAAUCGAAAAUUGCCUGAGUCUGCUGAAGUCACGAAUGAAAAUAUUGAACCACUGUCGAAUGAAGCCGAUUUUCCAGCUCAUAAUAUGAUUACAACACCCACUGACAUAAUUUCACCUGAAAUUGCAAGGCCUUAUCCGAAAGCUGCCCCAAGGAAAACCACAACUGGAGGCCGAAAGAAAGGAAAGUCGCGGAUACUUACCGAAACCCCUGAAAAAAAUGAAAUUGAAGAUGCCUAUAUAAAACGCCAAAAGAGUCUGAAAAAAAACACCAAUUCUGCCUUUAAUUAA